GUUCCGGGUCUCCCGGGGCUCUCAGAGCCAUGGAGGCCGCAGGACGCCGUGCUGCCCAGGGAGGGGAGGGAGGUUUUGGUGGGGGACAGGUCCUGAAGCCCUAUGACAGCUUCAUCCGCACCCACCUGCGCUUCUAUGGCUACUUCCGAGAUGAGAAGACGGGCAGGGAAGAGACUGCCAUGUCCCCGGGGGAGCCCUCCGGGCAGCAUCCCAAGGCAUCCACCAGCCCUGGCUGGCAACGAGGCCCUGGGCACGAGCCAAACCCCCCCAGGGUGGUGCAGACGCCCCACCAGGGCAGACCAGCACCCUUAAUGCAGCCCUGGAGGUCUCCAGGAGAAGCACAGGCUCCAUUCUCCCUCCCUGCUCCCCGCUGGCCUGUGGAGUGUGAAGUCAUCCAGGAGACGAUUGAGCACAUCGAGUGGGUCCCCCCCAAACCAGAGCCCUUCUGCCCUCCCAUGGGCCCGGAGCAGGCCCUGUGCACCCUCGGUGAGGAGCAGGGCACUGUCGUCUACCACUGCAGCCCAGCACUCCAAGGCUCCUGCUUUACCCGUGCUCGGGUUGGAGGAGCCCCGGGACCACUCUCCUCACCAGCAGCUCCCUUGGAGGGUCCCCAGGACACCACGCUGCUCUUCGAGUCCCGCUUUGAGAGUGGGAACCUCCAGAAGGCCAUCAAGGUGGGUCCCUACGAGUACGUGCUGAUGCUGCGGCCGGACCUGUACACGGCCAAACACACACAGUGGUUCUACUUCCGCGUCCAAAACACGCGCCAGGAGCCGCUCUACCGCUUCACCAUCGCCAACAUGGCCAAGCCCAAGAGCCUCUACGGCCAGGGCCUGCAGCCCCUGCUCUACUCCCAGCGGGACGCCCAGAGCCGUGGCAUAGGCUGGCGCCGGGUCGGGACCGACGUCCGCUACUACCGUGGCAGCGCGGGGGAGCCGCCGACGUCGCGGCUCAGCUGGACCGUGCGCUUCCCGCACGACGGCGACACGUGCUUCUUUGCCGCCUGCUACCCCUACACCUACUCGGAGCUGCAGCGCUACCUGCGCGCGCUGGCGGCCGACCCGGCGCGCUCCCGCUUCUGCACGGUGCAGGCGCUGUGCCGCAGCCUGGCCGGCAACACCGUCCACCUGCUGACCGUCACCGGCCCGGGCGGCACGGCCGGCAAGCGGGCGGUGGUGGCGAGCGCCCGCGUGCACCCCGGCGAGAGCGGCGGCUCCUGGGCCAUGAGGGGAUUCCUGGAUUUCCUGCUGAGCGCCCACGAGGACGCGCAGCUCCUGCGCCGCCUCUUCGUCUUCAAGGUGGUGCCGAUGCUCAACCCUGACGGGGUGGUGGUGGGCAACUCCCGCUGCUCCCUGGCGGGACGGGAUCCCAACAGGGCCUACGGGAAGGCGCUUCCCGGCUGCUUCCCCGGCGUGUGGCACCUGCGGGCCAUGGUCCAGAGGGUGCUGGCGGAGCGGGAGGUGGUGCUGUACUGCGACUUCCACGGGCACAGCCGGAAGCACAACGUCUUCAUGUACGGCUGCGAUGCCGGCGGGGACACCGGGACACGGCUGCGCCAGCGCGCGUUCCCCCUGAUGCUGAGCAAAAACGCCCCCGACAAGUUCUCCUUCUCCAGCUGCAAGUACCAGGUGCAGAAGAGCAAAGAGGGCACAGGCCGGGUCUCCCUGUGGCGCCUGGGCGUCUCCCACAGCUACACCCUAGAGGUGGCCUUCAGCGGCUCCACGCUGGGUGGGAGGAGCUCCCACUUUAAUGUGGAGGACCUCGAGUCACUGGGCCGCCUCCUCUGUGACACUCUGCUGGACUUCUGCGACCCUGCGCCCGCCAAGCUCCAGCAGUGCCUGGUGGAGGCGGAGGCGCUGCUGCAGCGGCAGAUGGGUCGUGAGCCAGGCUCUGGAGGCAGCUGGAGCCGUGUGACCCCCUCAGAGCUUGAGUCCAGCACCAGUGGCUCCGACAGCUCCAUGUCCGAAGGGAUCCCAGAUGACUUCCACAGCCCCGAGCGCCCAGUGGAGCCACGCAGGAAGAAACAGCUGCGGAAACGGAGAGCAAGGAAUGUCCUGCGCCGAACAAACCGGAGCCAAUCCAGCAUCCCGGCUGGGACCCGCAGGCCUCCAGCUCCUCCUGGUGUCCGGAGCGGAGGUGGCAGUGCGGGAGAGAAGCCCAGAGCCAGCUCCAGUGUCACCUUUCCCAGGGCAGCUGGAGCAGGGAAUGGCCCCCGUGCCAGCAGGGGCGAGGUGCCUGGAGCUGACUCUGGAGUGACCCUUCCCAGGGCAGCUGGAGCAGGGAAUGGCUGCUGUGCCACCGUGGGACAGCAUCAGCCAGACCGUGGCACAAGCGCUGUGACACGUCGCAAGCCACUACUGAGCCCCUGCCACCGUGCUGCCACCAGGGACCCUUCCCGGGAUGCAGGAGCGAUCCUGGGGCCACCCAGGCAGCGGGGCGGGCCCGGGGACAGGGCACGUCCCCUCUCUGUCCGUGCAGCGGCCCCGCGCUGCUCCGCCUGCGCUCGCCAGUAAAGGUGCUGCCACCUCCAUGUCCGUGCCUGGUGCUGCCUGCUCGCAUUGUCAUGUCCCCUCAGGGGUCCUCUUGUCCCCGGGCCCGGCCAGAGUCUGCUGGCACCCAACCCCGAGCCACCAUGGCGUCAGCCUA
Passer domesticus (house sparrow) is the source of this 2646-nucleotide messenger RNA. Its product is annotated as cytosolic carboxypeptidase 2-like. Lineage: Eukaryota; Metazoa; Chordata; Aves; Passeriformes; Passeridae. Gene Ontology annotation, biological process: proteolysis. The record is from RefSeq and is a predicted model, not a curated record. Gene Ontology annotation, molecular function: metallocarboxypeptidase activity; zinc ion binding. Bases 30 to 2513 code for a protein of 827 amino acids. The transcript has 13 exons.